AUGACAACCUUUUCAACUGAAUUCUUAUCACACACUCUCAAUUUCAGAAACCACCCAAACCGCACUUCUCGCCGUUCAAAUCCCAACACUAUCGUCACUUCCUCAACCCCAGGCAACACCAACAACCGAAGAACAAGAAUCAGGGUCAAUGAAACAAGGCCAAAACUUGAUCAAGAUUACGAUGAAGCUCUCAUUAGGUCAUUCAAAUCAGCUAAGUACAAUCGAGCUCUCCGCUUUCUUAAGCGCAUGGUUGACAGGGGUUAUAAACCUGAUGCCAUUCUCUGCACUAAAUUGAUUAAUGGUUUUUUCAAUUCUAAGAAAACCCAGAAAGCUAUUCGGGUCAUGGAGAUUUUGGAAAAGCACAGCCAGGCUGAUGUUUUUGCGUAUGAAGCACUUUUAAAUGGGUACUGUAAAGCUGAUAUAGUUGAUGCUGCCAAUAAGGUCAGCAGUGCAUGGCUACUGUACAAAUCCAGUACAGCAGGAAAUGGAUUCCUUUCUGCAACACUACAAGGUUUCAGUGUUUUUGAUGACCGGGAAGGAGUUGAACAAGGAUUUUGGUUAGCAAUAGGAAAGCCUGAGAGCAUUGGAGCCAGUCCUCCAAGUACACUGUCGUAUUAUGAAAAUCAGGAGUCAAUUGAUAGUAGCUCAAGUAAAGGGAAUAAUUUUGAACCAGUUCAAACAAUGCUCAUUGUUGAUAUGAAAUUUGGUCCGGAUUCAACAUUUGUUUCUGUGUGUAUCCAGAGACCUCAGUUACUUGUUGCACUAGAUUUUCUUCUUGCUGUAGUUGAGUUUUUUGUUCCAACAGUCAGCAGUAUGCUAUCAUUUGAAGAACACAAUUCCUCCAUGCUGGAUGCAAUCAUCAUAGAUCAGUCUAUCUACAAGCAACCUUGUGCUGAAUUUUCCCUCUCACCUCAAAAGCCUUUAAUAGUUGAUGAUGAAAAUUUUGAUCAUUUCAUUUAUGAUGGGGAUGGUGGAAUUCUAUAUUUAAAAGAUGGGCGGGGUUUGAAUCUUACAUCAGCUAGCUCAGAGGCUAUAAUCUAUAUUGGAAAUGGGAAAAAAUUGCAAUUUAGAAAUGUUGUUAUUAAGGGUGGACAGCACUUGGAUUCUUGUGUUUUUCUUGGGGCAAAUAGUAGUUAUUCAGCUUUAAAUGAUGACCAUGUCUAUUUGGAACAAUCAGUUGAAAGUCCUCAGGAAAUAUCUCCGAGAGGUAGAGUGCAUGAAGUACCAUCCCAGAAUAAUGCAGCUAAUAGCUCUGUGGAGGUUAUCGUUGAGCUUCAGAGUCUAUUCUCACGUCCAAGUUUCUACGACAUUAAGAAUGGCUGUGUUAUGGUCACUGCUCACGCAGUAUUGGAAAAGAAGUUGUUCUGUAUUGAGUGGAAGAACCAGCGGAAGCUGGCAAUAUUCAGUCCAGAAAACAACUCAUGGACAAUGGUACCCGUCCCAUUGACAGGGAGCUCGAGUGUUGGCUUUCGAUUCGGCGUACUAGACGGAAAGCUGUUACUAUUUCCAGUUGAAAAAGAACCUACUAAUCAAACACUGUUGUAUGAUCCAAAUGCCGCCUUGGGAUCAGAAUGGCAAACUUCAGACAUAAGGCCAUCUGUGUUACUUUAUUCGCGUCCAAGUUUCUACGACGGCUUAUCUCCCGUACUCAAUGUUGAUGGUAUUCUAAGUAGCAAAACUCCACCAAGGGUUUGGUUGAAUUUUCAGUACCAAGCAUUUUAUGACCAACACGACGUAAAGCUAGUUGAUAAAGUACUAGAAAUGUUGAGACUUUAUACUAUAGACUUUAUUUCAUCUCCAGAGAUCGGUUUCUUAACAAGUGUCAAUGAGAAAGUUAGGAAGAAAACAAAGUUCGUCUUUCAAUUUCUUAACGCAAGUGAUGUCGAACCAACAACAAUGCAACCGUAUGGCACCAUUGUGAAAGAUCUUGCGGCAAUCAAGUCAUAUGCAUCUGGUAUAAUAGUGCCGAAAGAAUACAUAUGGCCAGUUAAACCAGACAAUUACUUGGGGCCUCUCACAACCCUAGUAUCUGAUGCAUAUAAACAAGGACUGGAAGUGUAUGCUUCUGGUUUUGCGAAUGAUUUCUUUUCAAGCUAUGAUUAUAACUAUGAUCCUACUGCUGAGUACCUACAAUUUAUAGCGAAAGACGAAUGUGUUGAUGGUCUUGUUACUGAUUUUCCUUCAACCGCAUCAAAUUCUAUAGCAUGCUUUGCACUCAACAAUACACUGCCGAAAAAAGAUAAUAGACAACCUUUGAUCAUUAGCAAUAACGGAGCAAGUGGUGUUUAUCCAGGUUCUACCAAUCUUGCUUAUCAACAAGCAAUAGACGAUGGAGCUGACAUUAUAGAUUGCUCGGUUCAAAUGACAAAAGAUGGAAUUUCAUUCUGCUCAAAUACAGCAGACCUAAUGGCAGAUACAACUGCUAUGACUAAAUUUAUGCCGCGGACUUCCAAUGUUCCAGAAAUUCAACCAAAUAGUGGAAUUUUCUCCUUCGAUCUCACGUGGAACGAGAUCCAAAGCUUGCAACGUAAUGCUUCCGUUUGA
This is a messenger RNA of Vicia faba (fava bean), 2544 nucleotides long. The record is from the annotation of a GenBank genome assembly. Lineage: Eukaryota; Viridiplantae; Streptophyta; Magnoliopsida; Fabales; Fabaceae.